AUGGAAAGAAACCCACACCAGAGAGUCAAGGCCAGCAGAGGUGUGAAGAACCAAACCAAUGCCACUGGUGGUGAAAGCCAAGCUAGCUCUCCUGACCUGGAAGAGCGAUACAGGGAGAUACAUGACAGAUACGAUAAAGAGUUUCAGAUUUACUAUGAUCAAGAGCAGUAUGGAUUGGCUAGUGUGACAGCAACCAAGAAACAGUCACAGAAUUCGACGUCCUCUAAAUCGAAGGGUUCGCGGCACUUGUCCAACAGAAAGCCGGACAACCCAAGGGAGGACAUCAUUGAACGCAACAGAGUGACACUGGGGAUCAACACAGCCAAAGAGGGCUCAUACCUGAGGGCACAUGCACAACAGAAGGAGGUGAAAUCAGAUAGCUCAAAUCAGGUAGAUUUAUUUGGUGAGAUAAACUGUGUUUUUUCAUGCAAGUUUUCUGAAUUUGUGGUUUUGUAUGCAGUUAUUCUAGGUUGAAGAGAAAUAAGACCACAUGUGGGCUCUCCUGCUGUUCACUCACUCCCUUGCGCCAUUCUUUUUGCCUCUCUCUCCUUGAAUAGGUUGCAGUUAUAAAAUUAGUCACUAGGAGCUGCACAAACAUAGUGAUAAAUUCACAUCUCCUUUCACCUAAUCUCUACUAAACUGUGGUCCUCUGUAGCUCAGCUGGUAGAGCACGGCGCUUGUAACGCCAGGGUAGUGGGUUCGAUCCCCGGGACCACCCAUACACAAAAAUGUAUGCACGCAUGACUGUAAGUCGCUUUGGAUAAAAGCGUCUGCUAAGUGGCAUAUUAUUAUUAUUAUUAAACCCACUCACUACCUGAAGUGUGUGUUGUGUAAAUCAACAGGAUGUUUAAUGGUUUGUUCUGUACUCCAAUUUAAACAGGCUGAGAUGGCUUAACCAACAGCCAUUUACAUGUGAAAUGUAUAUAUUUUCCCUCAGGAAGGUGCAAAGAUACACAUACGACGAAUGGAAGGAGAACGUCUCCAAUGUCUCUCAUUUUACAAGCUUCCAGUUCCCUUAGAUGUAGCAGAAGAAAAUGGUGUUGUCCUCAAAGGGAGUUUGUUUUUGCACAAGACAUGAUGAUAUGCAAAAUAAACACCACUUACACAAGAAUAGACAAUUAUUUAAAUUUAUUUAAUAAAAUGACAAUUUCAAUAGGUCACACAAUCUCACCGGUAUAGUGAAGAACAAGUCAUAUUCUACUCAUAGGCCUACAGAAUAAAUACAUUUUACUGUUGAAAAUUAUAUACAUAGAGAGAGAAAUUGUUAGUUAUAAAACCCCACUGUUCACUGUAACCUAUUACGCACUUAGGCUAUUUGCUACUGGAUAAUGAUCAUUUCAAAUGGUUAGGAUAGUUCACACUCACACUGGAUUAGUGAAGGCCAUGUCCCACACCACUCAUACACUAAGGCAUUUUUUUAUUGUGGAAAUUUAAAUUUGGACUAGUCAUUUUGAAAUUCUUGUGGUAAGGUGCUGUGUCUGUAUAGGGCAAGGGAGAAAGUGUGUUAUAGAUAUUGGGGUGGACGAACAAUAGACAGGGGGUCGGGGAGAAAAAUGUGCAGUUUUAUAGCUCAUCUCAUGCUAUUCUUCACAUUUUUCCAUAAGGAUGAAAGAAAAUGUUGCAGUUUUAAAGCUAAUUUCUUGCUACUCCUGUCACGCUCUGGCUCCGGGACUCUGUAUGUUGAGCCAGGGUGUGUUCAUUCAUUGGGUGUAUUUCUAUGUUGGUAUUUCUGUUGGGUUCAUUUCUAUGUUUGAAUGAAUGACUCCCAAUCAGAGGCAACGAGUGUCAGCUGUGUGCUGGUUGUCUCUGAUUGGGAGCCAUACUUAACUGUCUGUGUUUCACUUUGUGUUUGUGGGUUUUUGUUCCUUUACGGUCAUUGUUACUGUGGACUUCACGAAUCGUCUAUUGUUUUGGGUUUUGCACUUUAAUAUAAUAAAGUCAAUCAUGUUCGCUCAACACGCUGCGUAUUGGUCUACUCCUUUUGAAGACGAUCGUGACAGAAAAACCCACCAUACAACGACCAAGCAGCGUGUCCAGGAGCAGGCAGACUGGACAUGGGAGGAAGCGCCGGGAAAGGAGAUGGAGAGGCUGGCGAUGGCCCAGGUGGGCAAAGUGUGGUCCUGGGAGGACAUGCUCGGGGGCAAGGGACCUUGGGGUAGGAUCAAGGCCCUGGCGAGAGAGGAGCAGCGGCGUCAGCAGUGCCAUCGUCGGACGGACGAGAGGCACCCCCAAUAAUUUUUUAGGGGGGGGCACAGGGCAUGGACGACGGGGCUGACGGAGGCAGAGAAGGGGCGUAUUCAAAAGGCCACCAGGUUACGGGGGCCACUGGUCAAAGUAGGGAAAGGAGGUUUAGAGGCACGGCGAGAGGUACUGGGGUGUGUUACCAGUCCGGUCCGGCCCGUUCCAGUUCCCGGAGUAGAGCCAGUGGUGUGUGUCCCCAGUACGGUCCGGCCUGUUACGGCCCCUCGCACCAAAUGGACGGUGCGCGUCUCCAGCCCGGUCCGGCCUGUUCCUGCUCCACGCACCAAACCUACGGUGUGCGUCGACAGCCCUGCCCGGCCUGUUCCUGCUCCACGCACCAAGUCUACGGUGUGCGUCGACAGCCCUGCCCGGCCUGUUCCUGCUCCACGCACCAAGUCUACGGUGUGCGUCGACAGCCCUGCCCGGCCUGUGCCUGCUCCACGCACCAAGCCUACGGUGUGCGUCGACAGCCCUGCCCGGCCUGUUCCUGCUCCACGCACCAAGCCUACGGUGUGCGUCGCCAGCCCUGUCCGGCCUGUCCCUGCUCCACGCACCAAGCCUACGGUGUGCGUCGCCAGCCCUGUCCGGCCUGUUCCUGCUCCACGCACCAAGUCUACGGUGUGCGUCGACAGCCCUGCCCGGCCUGUUCCUGCUCCACGCACCAAGCCUACGGUGUGCGUCGCCAGCCCUGUCCGGCCUGUCCCUGCUCCACGCACCAAGCCUACGGUGUGCGUCGACAGCCCUGCCCAGCCUGUUCCUGCUCCACGCACCAAGCCUACGGUGUGCGUCGCCAGCCCUGUCCGGCCUGUCCCUGCUCCACGCACCAAGCCUACGGUGUGCGUCGACAGCCCUGCCCGGCCUGUUCCUGCUCCACGCACCAAGCCUACGGUGUGCGUCGCCAGCCCUGUCCGGCCUGUCCCUGCUCCACGCACCAAGCCUACGGUGUGCGUCGACAGCCCUGCCCGGCCUGUUCCUGCUCCACGCACCAAGCCUACGGUGUGCGUCGCCAGCCCUGUCCGGCCUGUCCCUGCUCCACGCACCAAGCCUACGGUGUGCGUCGACAGCCCUGCCCGGCCUGUUCCUGCUCCACGCACCAAGCCUACGGUGUGCGUCGCCAGCCCUGUCCGGCCUGUCCCUGCUCCACGCACCAGGCCUACGGUGUGCGUCGUCAGCCCAGCCCGGCCUGUCCCUGCUCCACGCACCAAGCCUACGGUGUGCGUCGUCAGCCUGGUCCAGCCCGUUCCUGCCACUCGCACCAAGCCAGGGGUGCGAGUCGUCAGCCUGGUCUAGCCCGUUCCUGCCACUCGCACCAAGCCAGGGGUGCGAGUCGUCAGCCUGGUUCAGCCCGUUCCUGCUACUCGCACCAAGGCCGGGGUGCGAGUCGUCAGCCUGGUAAGACCGGUCAGCUGCUCCACAACGGAGCGUAAGCAAUCCGCUCCGUCUAUGUCCAGUCCAGAUCCAGCCAGCGGGGUCAGACCGGACCAGGGGCGCUAUGGGGGGUUGAUUGGAGGGUGGUGGGCAAGGCCGGAGCCAGAGCCGCCGCCGAGGAGGUAUGCCCACCCAGCCCUCCCUUGUUUAGCCCUUAUUGAGGCGCGGUCGCAGUCCGCGCCUUUAGGGGGGGGUACUGUCACGCUCUGGCUCCGGGACUCUGUAUGUUGAGCCAGGGUGUGUUCAUUCAUUGGGUGUAUUUCUAUGUUGGUAUUUCUGUUGGGUUCAUUUCUAUGUUUGAAUGAAUGACUCCCAAUCAGAGGCAACGAGUGUCAGCUGUGUGCUGGUUGUCUCUGAUUGGGAGCCAUACUUAACUGUCUGUGUUUCACUUUGUGUUUGUGGGUUUUUGUUCCUUUACGGUCAUUGUUACUGUGGACUUCACGAAUCGUCUAUUGUUUUGGGUUUUGCACUUUAAUAUAAUAAAGUCAAUCAUGUUCGCUCAACACGCUGCGUAUUGGUCUACUCCUUUUGAAGACGAUCGUGACAACUCCACACAUUAUGCCAUGAGGCUGAGAGAAAAUGUUGCAGUUUUAAAGUAACUAUCCUGGGGAAAUCUCACUUUUAAAAGUUCAUAUUCUGUUAACUCAUACCCAAAUAGUGUUGUUGACUCAUCCUAUACUCGCAUUUGUGGCCAAAGCAUAAAUUGGAGAAAACACUUUAAAAAACACUGAGGAGGAUGAGCUGGCCAAUCAGCGGUCUACUCACAUGAAUAUUUUUUAUGACCAGUAUACGCCCACACUUUUCCAACACAGGAAGCUGCUUUUUAAGAAGACUAUUUCACUCAUAUUGUAAUUAAUUAUAAGUCAUAUUUAAUAGAAAUCUGGAAACACUGGACAGUUAGUUUAAAGGUUGACUUUGUGCAAAGCUGUCAUCAAGGCAAAUGGUGGCUAUUUGAAGAAUCUCAAAUAUAAAAUAUAUUUUGAUUUGUUUAACACUUUUUUGGUUAUUACAUGAUUCCAUAUGUGUUAUUUCAUAGUUUUGAUGUCUUCACUAUUAUCCUACAAUGUAGAAAAUAGUAAAAAAAUUAAGAAAAACCUACUUGAAUGAGUAGGUGUGUCCAAACGUUUGACUGGUACUGUAUAAAACAUUAAUAUAUGAAUAGCAGACUCUCGUUCAGGCAACAACAACAAUUGGCUGUUGAAGAUAAAGGCUAAACAGUGUCUUAACAUUACAUGAUCCAACAGAGACGCCUUAGUGUUCACGCUCUUCUGAUGUGAAGAUUGUCUGAUUUUUUUGGAAAUAGCCUUCUCUAAACGUAUCCAUUCUGUUCCUAUAUAUUAAACAUGUUGCCAUUAUCAAUAGUCAGCUUCAAAUUUCGAUUCUCUUUUGAAUCCUCUCAAUGGCAAAUAUGAGCCAAAUGAUAGGCUGCCUUUCCUUAAUCAUAAUAUUUGAACAUGUCUUCCUAGUUUCUCCUCAUAUCUUUUUAAAUAAAAGAAAGCAAUAGGCAAAAACUUCUAUCUAACCAGACUCAUGCCCGUCCAUUUUUAUCAUCCAAAAUAUGAAUAUGUCAUUUCUCAGUCGGCUCACAUGGAAACAAGAGAAUAUGCAGCAGCGGUCUCUGACCCAGUCUGGAAUAUUAAUUUGGCAGGAGCAAUGCUGUUUUCAAUUGCUAUCCACUCUGAGCAGGGAAAGGGAGCCAUGUCUGGCUAUGUAGUGCCUAUUAUGAGUUGAUCUGUACAACAGUAGCUAUUAAGAACAUCAGAGAGGCAUGGUUACCAAUAGCCUCUUAGAUAUCCCCCUGCACCUGGCACAGGGGCAUAAUUGGCUGAGGACAGUAACCUGCUCCCUCUGUGCUGGGGUAUAUGCUUCUCUGGUAGCUAUAUCGCCAAACCCUUUUUCCUCAUCUACCAUCUACCCAUCUGAGCCCCUAGGCCUGUAACAAUGUCUUGUAUCAUCUAGAUUAGCAUAGUCAAGAGCCGUUAGCAUUGUACAGUAAAAAGAGCCAGGCCUUCUCCCUCCCCAAAACCAUCUGUUUUGCCAGUCUCCUCUGACUUAGCUUGUUAGUUUCCCAUUGCUACUACUAACCACACAACAUAUUUUACUCGGAUAAAAGUUUUGGUCACCCAUUUGCAUGUAGUGUAGGCUAAAACCUAUUUUAGUGCAUUCGUUUGAGAAUGAUCAAGCUUGUGGGUGUUACUGCCUCCUUGAUGAAACCCAGCACCAUGAAAUGAAGCAGUCCAACAUUCUUAGAACAUUUGUAUAAGGUUUAGUUGUUGUAUAAUUUGUAGAAGGAUAGCCUAUCGGUGAAGAUGGAGGUGCACUCUUCAAACAGCCAAAACUGCAGAACAAACACAAGUCACAAUUACCAGGCCUACUCAUUCUGUUCUGAUAUCAUUUUAGGUUUGGAUACUUCUGCUGCACAUUUUGCGCUUCCUUCUCUUUGUCCACAAUAUCCUUCAAAAGAGGCCAAUUCCCUAGCCAAAUCGCAUCAGUUUCACUACCAUCAUUAUCCGAGCCCAGCUAAGCAUGCUCCUUGGGCUCUCUUUAAAAGGCCCAAUUUGGUAUUUGACCGACGAGACCGUUGGAAACCAACCUGCGAUAAUUAGCAGUGUUAUUAAAUGUACACAAUCUUGUAAUGCGCCAACUCUGUAGCCGGCGAGUGGCAGGAGCAACGAUGGGCUCCAGCAGUGGCCCCCUUUGAUAAAGACAGAAGUAGCAGCAGCAAUCUUCAGCUAUUGCACUCAGCCCACCGAGUCCCUCGCCUGUCUCUCAGGCCCUCACUUCAAAGCCAUGGGACAUAAUGUACAAUCUCUUAAUAGCUUUAGACCAAAGCCUCCCGGGGGCUCUCUGCCACUAUGUACCCUACCUCAGUGUAAACACCUAAUCAAGAUUGCCUGGGCCUGGCCACAAUAGCAAGCAAAUAGCAAUCCAAGAUCCGCAGCCCUUUGAAGUCUUCAUUGCAAAAGCUGAUAUUUCCUGGGCGGCUCGAGGUAAAAUGGCAUGCUGCGAUUGCCUGGACUUUGUUGUGGCUCAUCUCGCCGAGAGGAGGGCAAUUACGACCCCAAUUUAGCAGAAUAGAUAUUACACAGCUUACGAUGCUCAAAAUGCAAUUUGGCUUAGAUCAUUUGGCUCCAAUUGAUUGGGAUUUUUAUAAUGGGUGAUAAAAGGCAGUGGCAGGGGGCAUGGGCAGAGGUUGUGGCCCAUCUUGCCAUGGGAGAGCUGGGGGGAGAGAGGUGGAUGGGUGGAUGGUGUCUGUGGUGGAAUCAUUGACACCUGUUACUGAUCUAUACACAAAACAGCUGCUGCUCCAACAGCGUCACACCUGGACACUGUCAGGAUCACCUUGAGUUUGAUGUGCCAAUUGACCAACAGCUAACUUGGUUACAAAACCACUCUUUAAAUAUCAGUAUUUAAAUAGACAUGUUUUUCAAACAUUUGCCAUUGAAAUGGAAAUGAUACAAUAUAGGCCUAGUUUUCCCUGGUUUCACAUUGAGAAGUUAGGCUACUACUCAUGAAAUGUAUUUCUAUGGAUUGUUUGGUCCACCUAGAUUAUUUGCUGGCAGCCAUUUUAGCACCAGUUUCUGUUCGAGGAUAGGCCAUAACGUCACAUGUAUCCUGCACCAAAUCCCACCAUGAUAGUAACACAAAAAUGUCCCUCUUCAGACCAAAAUAGAAUAUCAUUCAAUUACUUCUUUCAUUUGCUUUUUAUUGCAACACCGGCUCUGCUUUUUUCGCCACUUAGCAAUCAUCUGUGAGCCUUCUUGCCCAGAUAGGGAGGACACUGCAUCGUGUUAUCAGCCCAGCUCCCCGCAUACCUGGCCUUUCAGCAGAUAGACAGAACAGUUUGACACCAUACUUAUUGAUGGAUAUAUUACAACUCCAUCCACUCACUCUCUCUGACCUUCGCCUAUUCACUCUCCCAGAAUUAGUGCCAUUCAACAAGGAACUCCUCAGCCUGUCAAUACCAUCGAUCCUCUCAGAUUGUCCUUGGGAUGCCGAGGUGUGGGCUCCAAGUUAACUAAAUGAUUUUCAUUACGGCAUUAGCUGAAGACAUUCUCUCUCAAAAAACGGUGCAUUAUAGGACAAAAUGAAGGAGAAUGGAUAUAAUGUGAGGGUUUGUGGAAGCUUAGGCCGAAACGUGAGGGAAUUGAUUGUUGUGCAGGCUACUCGAAAAAACAAAACAAAAAAUAGGUUAGGCCUAUGCUACAGAUUUGACAGAGUAGAGUGUGUUUGGUGGUUAGCGAAAGUAUUCUUGUAACAAAUUUUAAGCCUGCAGUUUAGUGCCUCAAAAUGCUUUCUCUCAAAAUAGUAUUUUUCUUUGGAGUGUUUUUGUCAUUAUUUGAGGAAAAUAAGGGAUAUAUUGGGCAGUUUUGAGUAUUGUGCACCUGACUGGACUGUCAUUGAUUAACUCGCAGUUUAUCGUGUGUUGAAAUGUUUACCUCCAAUAUGCUUUGCUCUUAUGCAAACCAUGUAUUCAUACAAGUGUUACACAGCACAGACAAAAAUGUUCCCAUCUAGAUACCUGAUGUCUUUCAAUCUCCCCCCUCUUUAAUUUUGAAUGACACUUUUUGCCCCACUCUCCUUAAUCUUUUAUCUUUUUCUAUCCAAAGGUUUCGGAUACUACUGAGGAGAUUACCAUUGGUGGGAGCCAGGAGAAGGAAAGCCAAGAGGACAAUUCAGACCCAGAGCUGAGGUGGCUCCAAAAAACCCAGCAACUCAAGGUGGGACCCUCUCCGCUCCUUUUCACAUUAUGAUCCCGUUGAUUUUCUCUCCUGUGUGUGUUUUUGGUGGGCGUUGCUUACGACAACACCUCAUUGCCUUAUGACGCAUAACUGCCAGCGAAGGGCUUUCUGGUCAAGAUGAAAAUGUCUGCACAGUGGACGCAAUACUGUCACCUGGGAUUUCCAUUUUACCUCCACGAUGGACCCAAUCUCCGUCUGAUAGAGUUGUCGAGGCACAAUAGAGCCUUCGCCUGAAAACACUCCUGAAACGGAGCCUCUACAGGCAGGAAAAAGCAAGGGGAAUGGAGAGAAGCAUCAUUAUUUUGAGCACUUGAGCGGUCACCCUAAUGCCGCCUUGGCAGAGGAGAGGAGUGUAAAUAUUUUCCCAUUAGAAUGAGGGAAGGCUGGUGUUUGCUAAAUCAGAGGCAUUAGAUGCUGAGGCACACAGCCUCAGAGCCCGGCAGAAUAAUUUGUGAGGGCCAUGCUCAGAGGAGCUCCGACAUUACAUGAAAGGCCCUCUCUGGCCAUGGCCACGACAAUAGCCACAAAGCUUCAGUUACAUAAGGAAAGAGGGGUAUUUUUUCUGCAUUUUGGGUGGAAUCUUCCAUCCGUCGUCCCACUGAUACGUUGAGUUAAGGAACAGAUGAUACCCCUCUUAUGUUGUUCACAAAUUGAAAAUCUGAUGUUUAAAAUAAUCAUUUUAAGUGUAUUUUUUGUUUUUCACAAUCAUGGGAAGUGUAUUAUGAGGUUGUAUUUUUCCAAAUAAUCUUUUAAAGUAUUUUUUUGGUUUUUCUCAAUCAUGGGAAGUAUGUUAUGAGGUUGUAUCUUUCCAAAGCUUUUAUCAAUGAAAGAACAUGUCCAGUACAUUGGCGUCCUCCUGGUUCUUGAAAUAUUUGAUUAUUAUACCCUAUUUUCCUUGGUCAAAUAGGGUCCUUGUUAGAUGCAUAGGACUCAUCGAUCAAGCAUUAUUUUAACAAAUGCAGGAAGUCCUGAUUUUCACAACUCAUUUGACCUCCGUUUCCUAAAUCAUUGAUAUUGACCUACCCCUGAACUAGUAUUUAAUUUUUUCCUUAUUGUCGUUGUUGAGCUGAUCAUAUUGCUUUUAGCCUAUUGGUUGCUGUGAUGUUAUUCCACAUGUGAGUUCUGUUUUUUACAAGCCCUACUCACAGGUUACUCAGAUCUGCAAAGACAAGAAAGCUCAGUGGACAGUCAAUCCCAAACUCAGGGGGGCAAAGCCAGACAGAGAGACUGCUACCUGAGCCCCGCCACUGACACCCCCAGACCCGCAGCCAGGAUCCAGGCUCACUCCCUCCCCCACUCUUACACCCACCACCAACCACAGCAUUCACCCCACCUCCAGGCACAGUGGCACAGACUCCCAGUCUAGCAUACUGGACACCCGGCCACACCAGUGCCAACACAUCCCUUUAACACAGCCCCCCACUGUCCACCUCAACAUCAACCUCAACACCUCAUCCGAGCUCCUCCCUUUCCUGCAACACAAUCACCAGGAUGUCGUUCUCACCAUAACCUCACCCUGUAGCGGUCCCGGACCCCAAUGGAAGCUCCAGUCUACAGAUGGAUACAGGCCUAAUGCUAACGUAGCGCUUAGGAACGCCAUCCUCGUCAAACCUGACUCCCACCCAAGCACUCACUCCUUCCCCCAAGACGGUUCGGUACAGCUCACUUUGAUUCCACAGGCUGCUGUGUCUCCACCAAGUCCAGGUUGGGGCUCUCGCUGCAGACAGGGCUUCCCAGGGAUGCCCCCUCUCUCCCAAGGCAGCAGAGAACCACUGCACCUCUGGCACCAGGAGAACGCCCCAUGGCAGCGUGAAAACCACAUUGUGCUGCAGUAUGAUGAUGAGGAUAGUCACACGUCUACUUACACCUCCCAGACGCAACACUCCUCCGGCUCCUACACAGUGCUGCCCUCUAUAGGUAAAACAACGACUGGAGCUGGGCAGUGACAGAACUGCACAGCGAUUUACCUCUAUGCAGAGAAGCAGCUCUGAGGGUUACCUGAAUGAGAUAGUCACUUACAGGGUGUGUGUGUGUUAAUCUUUAAUUGCCACACUAACUAGCCAGGACAUUGUUACAUUUCUCAAUACGGUUACCGGUCUAAUUACAGUACAUGAGAGCCAUUUGCCUAAUCUCAAAGGGCAUAAUCAGUCACACAAGUCGCACAAACAAUGUGCUUUGACAACAAAGAUGAUAUCCUCUGAAAAUUAGUUAUAUUUCUUCGCUGUCAUAUUUAGCAAAAGAUAGUCCUCUAUCCAUCGUUUUUCUAAUUUUUGAUACUCCCUGACUCCCCCACAGUGGUUUUAUUUUUUUAAUCCUCACAGGCCGGAUCCAGUUGUUAGAAAAUAAGGUGAAUAAAAGAGAGAAAGUGAGGCAAAGAUGUCCAUUUGCAUGUAAUGACGGCCUCUUUGUCGUUCACCAGCUUGAGCCCUGCCGGUGUGUUCCACUGAGGAACAGAGAAAGUCAGCCCCGCUCCCAUAAGGUAGUGUAGCACAGACUGCAGACAUCCACAUAGAGUAGUAGACAUUCACUUUCUAAGACAAAACACUCAGUUAAUGUUAUAACGUAGCCUACUAUUUUUUAUUUAGUAGGUAGCUAACUUAAAUCGAUAUUCUACAGAUAAUUGUUAAGGUGUCAAUUAGUCAGAUAAUUUAUUUUAUCACAUUAUUACCAUAAUUUAAGCGUGGAUUGGAAACCCAGUGACAGUAAUAAGGGCCAGUCUAUGAAAGGUUAUAGAUAGGUAACUGAUGCUCUUAUGAUGGUUACGGUUGCCAAGUUUUGAUCUGACUAGCUUUUUUCCCUAACCCAUCAGUGUGUGUGUAUUUAGAGGUCACUUUACACCACAGUUGCCACUAGCCUCUCCCCCUGCCCCUUUCCUCUCCAUGUAUCCCCACUUUGCCAUGUUCGCCAUCAUGUCUGACAAGAUUACAGGGUAGAUUUGUAAAACACCCCAAUGUGAAGGGUAUCACAAAAGUGAAAGCGGAUGAGGGUGGGGAGGGGGUUGAAAAGAAAGAAAAAAAAAAAAAAAAAGAAGCUGUCCCACAGUGUCCAUGACCAAUGGCUAAUUCCAAAGUGGCCUGAGCCCCUAAAAGGAGCCAGUCCGAUCUGGAAUGAUUAGUCUUCUAUUGUCUGGGGCAGCUUGUGGAUUGCUUCUCGAGUGCACCUCAGACGUACAUAGCGGAUUAAGGCGCUUACCCUCUCUCUCUGCCUAGGAGAGAGAGCAUCUCUCUGUCAACCUGUCCCUGGGACUCCACUCCACAGGGUGCAAUACAAACUCCCUUUUAUUCAAAAAGGCACAAACAUACAGGCACUUAUGAACGACCUGUGUAAAGGCAAAAUUUGAUAUUUUUGUACUUAGGCAGGAAUAAUUUCCAGAACCAAGUCUAAUGUGUGUGUGUUUUUCUCAUCACAUGCCUGUAUAAUAACUAUUCUCUAGUAAUAUUUAGCAUUUACCUGUGUGUGUGUGUGUGUGUGUGUGUGCAUGUACGUGUAUUGUCUUAGGCCUCCUCCCUGAAGGACUACAAGCAGCUGAAGCAGGACGUGAAUCUUGGCGGCCUUUCGCCUGAUUACACCACCACAGAAAUUACAGUGAGUGCCUCUUCCCACCUUAUAACCAGUAGUCAUACCAUCUAAUAAUAUGGCCAUGUGGCUUCCAACAAUCCUGUACUCUAUGCUUUACUUUAUUCAGCAAUCUUAAAUUGAACAUUUGAAGAAAUUUAACUUUUAAUAAUAAUAAUAAUAAUAUGCCAUUUAGCAGACGCUUUUAUCCAAAGCGACUUACAGUCAUGUGUGCAUACAUUUUUACAUAUGUGUGGUCCCGGGGAUCGAACCCACUACCCUGGCGUUAGAAGCGCCAUGCUCUACCAAUUGAGCUACAGAUUGAGCUAUGUUUAACUUGUAACACUUAUUUAACUUUAACACUUAAAAAAUACAAGUGUUUGUUUUAAUAAAACAACAACAAAUGUAGGUCUAAAACAGACAACAGCAAUGAUUAGAUGGCCCAUAAAUCCAUUUACCCAGUUCAUUUUAUUUGGCUGAUGAUCUUCAAUAGUCUCUUUGUGCUUCCAUUAUCCCCCACCCCUCUGUCCCUGUUUCUCAUUAAAGACUUGCCUCAUUCUGAACAGAUUAAAUUGGAUUUACAAAGCAAAUGAGAGUAGCCCUGGAAGGUUGAGUGGUAUUUGGGGUCUGAUGUAUCUUUUGUUAAUCCCUGAGAGUUUAAAGUGAGCAUGUAUGGCCAAUUUGCACUAGAUUGAGGCUGCCUCUGUCUCUAGGGCCGGCCCUAUUAGUGAAUGAUAUGUGUAAAUGUUGAUAGGCCCGCUGAAUGGUUUGUUGUAUUUGGUUUUGUCGGGCGGUGUAGAGAGGCUCCGCCGAGGUAUACACAAAGAGAAUAGGGCCUUAAGGGAGAAAUGGCUCAGUUAAUUAAACCCACUCUUUUGUAAUCUCCCCCUCUGCUCUCUCGCUCUGUUCUUUCACAACGUGGCCCAGGCCGAGAAAAUGAGACGACAGAAGCUGUAUUCAAAUGUGAUCCGCGAGCAGAACAAGAAGAUAAGUAGGAUUCCCUUUCUUGCCGGAUGCCAGGAACCCAUUGGGCAGUGACAACAUGGUUCCCAGAAGGACGGUAACAGAGAGUGAGACCGAAAGAGAAUCAGAGAGAGCGGUAGAGAGAGAGAGACAGACAGAGAAUCAGAGAGAGAGAGACAGACAGAGAAUCAGAGAGAGAGAGACAGAGAGAGAAUCAGAGAGAGAUAGAGAGACAGAGACAGAGAAUCAGAGAGAGAGCGCGAGUGGGGGUGAGAGAGAAAACGACUUGGAGAGACAGAGACACAGAGAGAGAGAGAGAGAGAAAGAAAGAAAAAACAGAGAGAGAGAGAACAUCGCUUCACAACAAGUGCAUCCAUCUCCUCCCGGUUUCCUCAGUCAAUUUGUCCAUCAUCAUCAUCAUCUGUCAGCUUGAGUGUAUUGCACCUCCAGUCCCCAUUUUUGUUAUUUACAUAUAAUGAAUUAGUCCCCUGCACUGAGAUUGCGAGUCUGAGAACGAUUAAGGACACGUCAACAUUCUGUCACAAAGUUGGAUCCCCAAGUUCACUCAGCCAUAUGAAAGCAUAGUUGUUUAUCAGCUCUUGCAGGUGUACCUUCCCCUUCCAUCUCCAAACUAUACUUCUGUAACACUUUACUUAAAGCCUACAGGUAUAAUGCUUUAUUACUUGUUAUAAGCAUGAGCCUUUAUGUAAUCUUAAGUUUUUAAAGCAAAGUUCAAUUGACUCAAGGUGGCUGUUAUUUAGUCAAGAGGGAUGAUAUAGGAAAUUAUAAGAGCAUCAUACAGUCUUACAAUGCAUUAUAAUGGUAUUAUACUGCAUCGUCAUUAUACCUGUCAGUGCUAAAUAAAAUGAUACCUUUAUUUGCAUUUUGUUUCAGGCCCUGGAGGCGCCAGGUGCAUCCUGCGGCCCAAGGUGGCGCCCCAGCCCCUGCAGCUCAAGACCAGAGAGCCAGAGUGGGCCCAGGAGGGCCCCAGGGGCCACAGUCGCCUCCUGGAGGGCUUCGACCUAUCCCAGCUGGCCACACUGGAAGCCCUGAGGAAACGGCAAGAGCAGGAGAAACAGACCGUGGCCCACUUCAAGGUGGUGCACGCCAUCUGA
Messenger RNA from Coregonus sp. 'balchen', 14044 nucleotides. The record is from the annotation of a GenBank genome assembly. NCBI's taxonomy places the organism in Eukaryota, Metazoa, Chordata, Actinopteri, Salmoniformes, Salmonidae.